Molecule: messenger RNA, 1722 nt
Organism: Alternaria burnsii
Lineage: Eukaryota; Fungi; Ascomycota; Dothideomycetes; Pleosporales; Pleosporaceae
Exons: 2
Coding region: 1-1722 (573 amino acids)
Source: RefSeq, a predicted model, not a curated record
AUGGCUUGCGCAAACGGUUCCACGCCGUUGCUCUUGCCUUGGACGAACAACUCGGUCUCUGCAGAUGGCACCGUACUCUCCAGGGGCAUUUCAUUCUCCAUCGGUACACCUCCGCAACCGUUCUCCUUGACGCCAUCAACCCUUUCCGACAACCUCUUCAUCAACAAUGCAGCAGAAUGUACGGCGGCCACGAACACGAGCUGCAUUGGUCAGCUUGGUGGUAUCUACGACAGUGCAGCCUCGACUACAUUCGCAGAGGUCAACUACGCGGUAUGGAGAGGCAGUAGGGAGUCUGUGGAUCUAGCAUCUGCGAGCUCUUACAUCUUUUUCGACGAUGCCGCAGCGUUCGGUCUCAAACCCGAUGCAAACAAGUUCACCACAUUUCCCAUGUAUACUAAUGGGUCGACCGAUACGAACGCGGAUCCUUUCAUGAGGAAUGAACCUGAUUUCCGCGCGACUCUACCUUUGGGGUCAGACUCCAGUUUUCUCAACUUCCUCGUUGACGCAGGUCAAGCUUCUUCUCGGACAUUCGGAUUGUGGGCUGGAUCAGAAUCCGAAGAAACACCUCAAGACGGUCUGAUCGUAGUUGGCGGCUACGAUGAAAGCCGCCUCAAGAGUGCUGCAACUACAUUUCCUAUGUUCUCUGACUGUCCAACAUGCGCUAUUCUGACAGCCAUCACCUACGAUGCUGGUGGCACGAGCACUACGCUCUUCGCAUCCAAGACGGACACCCUCGUUGUGCACCUGGAUCCUUUUUCUUCGGACAUAAGACUUCCAGCUGCGAUGCUGGAUGCUCUCGCUGCUGCAGAAAAGACUGCCGUCUGGAAUGAAACUUCGCGGCAUUUUGAGCUUCCUACGGAUCCAGCUCCGGCAGGUACCAUCACAGUUACGCUAUCCGACAUGGGUACUCCCGGUGGUGACGCAUCGAAGCCUUCGGUUGCCACCUACAAGUCCGUCAUACCGGCAACUGAGCUUUACAACCGACCACGGGCGUAUAAUGCUGCCGGAGUGUACGAAGUGGAUAAUGCGACAGUAUUUAAUCUGGCGGUAACAAACCAAACUGGCCCGGCCGGUUCAGUGACUAUCGGCACUCUAGGACUUCCUUUCUUCACGCAGAACUACCUCAUCGUCGAUCCUGACGCACAAAACUUCCAGCUCGCGCCUGCAGUCGUUGCGCCGGCCGAUCCUAAAGGAGCGGAUGCGAAGGUAAAGCAAGUGUGUCGCGUCUUGCCCGGCGCGAAGCAAAAAUCCCAGGUCGCCGCUAUAGCUGGAGGGGUUGUCGGUGCCAUAAUCGGUACACUUCUCAUCGUCGGUCUAGUCCUGUGGCUACGCAAGCGUAGGAACAAUGCAACCAACCAACGACAUUCUCGGGGCGAAAGCGAUGCGCCAACUGCCACAUCCCAGAACCCCAUAGUUCGACGCAUGCCUGACCACGUGUCCUUGGAUAGUAGCUCUCUCGAAUUGCCGCGUCAAGCUCCACCACCUUCCGCCAUGGUGCUCAGCGACGGCACUACGUUUCCAUCCCCAAUAUCCGGUCGUUCAAAGAGUACUCGCAGCGGCAAACACGAGGAUCCUCGGAGAGGCUUGGUCCAUGAUAAUUUCAAGAAGGUUGAUGAAGAAAACGACGGGAGACUUCUGGAUGAAAGGCCUAUGGGAUUGAGCGAGACGAUUCAUUCGCGUGGGACACUACCUAGGAUGGCCGCGGAGCAUACGGUCGAAUGA